UAGGCAGUGAUCAAGUUUAUGAUACUUUUUUUAAUAGUUGUCUUUGUGCAAUUAGUUCCACUGAGUUCUCAGAAACUUUACAAACCAUAGUCCUCGUGCAGGAAAAUAUUUCACACUUGCUUUCUUCAGGUUUAAUUUUGGAAAAUCCUGCCAAUUAAAAUGCACUUUGACAUGCUGAAAGUUCUAGUUGGUUUGAUGAACCCUUAAUAGCAGCUCUGUUGGCUCGAUGGCCUCUGCUGGAGAAGAAAUAAGAAAUUCAGAGAAAGCAAUCCAGUUGAUGGGAGGUUCCAUGGUGGAAUUGUGUACAGCUUAAAAAUCUUGGUUCUGUAGGCUAUCUCUUGGGAAUUGAUGUUCAAAAAUCUGCAACUCACUACUUUCUCAGCCAACAAAGAUAUGCACUUUAACUACUUGAUACUGCCGGACUAACCGAAUGCCGAACACUCAGCACUCCUAUGCCAGUGAAACCACCUGCUGCUACAGUUCAAGCUCUGUCAUUUCACGAUCCCACCUUGUAUUGUCAAUUGACGAGCACUUCAAUAUCUAAUUGUGAUACACCCGGACAUUGCAUAUGUCGUUAAUCGUUUAUGCCAGAAGAUGCAUGCACCUAUGACAUCAGAUUAUAAGCAGCUGAUUCAUCUCUUCCGCUACCCCGAAGGAACAAUUCAUUUUGGAUUGCUUAUCGAACUGGGUACUCCUAAUUUUACCUCCUAUGUUGAUGCUGAUUGGGCAGGGGAUCUAUCCGACCGGAAGUCUACAACUGAGUGGAAUCACAUAGCCCUUUUGGUCAAAGAACUGCUGUUAUUUGUUUUAAAGAGUACGCGACUCCAAAGAAAUAUCCCCGGCAUACGGAGGAUAAUGGAGAGAAUUUCAACACACGAUGAAGUAGGAGGUGCUGGAGGCUCUUACUCUUAUGAAGCUUUGAAAAGAUUGGACCGUCUAUGGUCUAACAUAUGUGCAACGACUCCACCAGAUGAAAGGGAUAGCUACAAAGUUAUUUCUCGAAUUUCUGGUCCUUCCUUUGGCAGUGAGGUGGAUAAGAACAAUUCCAAAUGCAUAUUCCAUGUAAUAGUUUGUGGUGGCACUCUAGGCAUUUUUAUUGCUACAGCACUAGUUUCUAGAGGCCUACAUGUGGGCAUUGUGGAAAGAAACCAGCUUAAGGGGAGGGAGCAAGAGUGGAAUAUCUCAGGAAAAGAGCUUAUGGAACUUGUCGAUGUUGGGAUUUUAACAAAAUCAGACAUUGAACAGAUAUGCACGUCUAAGUUCAAUCCAAACAGAUGCGGCUUUGAGAAGAAAGGUGAAAUUUGGGUUGAAGACAUUCUUAACCUUGGUGUUUCGCCAGCUAAAUUAUUGGAGAUUAUGAAAGAACGUUUUGUUUCCUUAGGUGGCAUCGUGUUUGAGGGAAAAAGCUUGUCCAGCAUAUGCAUUUAUGAUGAUGUUGCGGUUUUGAAAUUGAAUGAUGGCGGUACAUUGUCCUCAUAUCUUGUUGUUGAUUCAAUGGGCAACUUCUCUCCAUUGGUGAAACAGAUAAGAUCAGCCCGAAAACCUGAUGGCAUAUGCCUUGUGGUAGGUUCGUGCAGCCGUGGUUUUUAUGACAACUCGUCAAGUGAUAUUAUAUUCAGCAAUUUUUCAGCGAAAAGAUUUAACAAUAUGGAAUUACAGUACUUUUGGGAGGCAUUUCCUGCUGGCUCUGGCCCUACGGAUAGAACUACUUACAUGUUCACUUACGUUGAUGCAAAACCAGGUGCACCAAAGUUGGAAGAGUUGUUAGAGGAUUAUUGGGAUCUAUUGCCACAAUAUCAGGGAAUUGCUAUUGACAAUUUAGAAGUUCUCAGAGUUGUAUUUGGUAUCUUCCCUACUUUUCGUGACAGCCCUCUUCGAGCAGCAUUUGACCGUAUUGUCCAAGUUGGUGAUGCCAGCGGAAUCCAAUCACCGGUUUCUUUUGGUGGUUUCGGUAGCAUGACACGACACCUCCGCCGACUUUCAGCUGGGAUAUAUGAAGCAGUAGCCGGGGGAUUCCUUGAUCAGCACAACUUGAGUUUAUUGAACCCUUACAUGCCAAACCUAAGCGCCUCAUGGUUGUUUCAAAGAGCAAUGUCAGCACGAUCAGAUUCUGAUGUGCCCCCCACCUUUAUUAAUGAACUCCUUUUUUACAAUUUUCAAGCUAUGCAGAGGCUCGGUGAUGGCGUCCUUCGCCCAUUUCUUCAGGAUGUGAUACAGUUUGGACCUUUAGUGAAGACUCUGGGUUUGGUUAUGAUAUUUCACCCCCAAAUCUUACCAUCAAUAUUCAAACAUGUUGGCUUUGAUGUGAUCCUUGAUUGGUUCCGGCAUUUUUCAAUGCUUGGUUGCUACACCUUUUUAUCCAGCUAUAUCAGUCCUAUCAUAAGCAAUUUCCAAUAUUCAAGGAGAGACUUUUUACUGAUUUUAGUUUCAAGUUUAGGCCAUGGAUCGAACUCCUCCCAGAAAAGAACAAGUACAGGUGGAGGCGGCAUCUGGAAGCAUGGAAGUAUGGCUCUGGUUUAGACUACAACGAUUCAAUGAGGUAGAUUUGUAAAGAUUUUCUUUCUUGGCUUUAUUUCAUCAAAUGACUCCUUGCUGAGAUCAACAGAUGGUCUCAACUCAAAUAUGAGAUCAACA
Molecule: messenger RNA, 2634 nt
Organism: Phalaenopsis equestris
Lineage: Eukaryota; Viridiplantae; Streptophyta; Magnoliopsida; Asparagales; Orchidaceae
Exons: 21
Coding region: 595-2520 (641 amino acids)
Source: RefSeq, a predicted model, not a curated record